UCUGGACAGCGCUGCUGGCAAGCGGGGUUUGCCACAGUUCGGCGAGCCCUGCUCAUUUGCAUAUUUUUCCUGAGAAAACUUGUAGUGUAGACGUAGCCAAACAGUUUAACUCUUAGGCCAUGUCUCUCCUUAUGUGGAAGUUCAAAUUCCAAUACAUAACUCCAGCUAUGUAAUUGACAUAACUUAAUUUGAACUUCCCUGCCAUCUUCACAGCCAGAGCUUGAUACUUCAAUUGACUUUUCUUAUUCCUCACAAUUUGAGGAGUGCCAGUGUCACUGGGGUGCCUUCAGCAUUUGAUUUAGAAGGUCUUUACUAGACUCGCCUAAUUGAACAUGGGAAGACAGACCAGCACAGCAUGAACCUCUGACUGUGUGGGAUCCUAACAAACCGCUCUGGGCCAUUUGCUGAGUGUCACUGGCACGAGAGCCCAACCCCCUACUACGACUCCUGUGUCUACGACCUCUGCCAGUAUGGCCAGGGCAAUCGCAUGCUGUGUGCAGCUGUCGAGUCGUAUGAUGAGAUGUGUGCCUUUCACGGCGUGAAAGUAGGAAAGUGGAGACCAGGACUGGACUGUGGGGUCACUUGUCCAGCCAACUCCUAUUUUGACUUGUGCGGCCUUCCCUGCCAUGCUUCUUGUGCCAGCCUUAAUUCAACCAUUCCAUGCACAAAGCCCUGCGUGGCGGGAUGCUUCUGCCGGGAAGGGUAUGUUCUGGAUGUGGAACGCUGCGUGCCUGUGAGUCAGUGCGGCUGCACGCUGGAGGGUCGGUAUCACCAGCUGGGAGAGGAGGUGAUCUUGACAGACACCUGCAGCAGGAAAUGCAGCUGCCGCCAGCCAGCCCAGCCCAUGGACUGCCAGGAUCAUGCCUGCGGGGCUCUGGAGACGUGCAGAGUUGUGGAUGGCGUCCGAGGCUGCUACCCUGUGAAAUUUGGUGACUUAUGGGUGUUUGGUCACCCCCACUAUCACAUUUUUGAUGGACUUACUUUUGACUUUGAAGGAACCUGCAAAUACACCCUGAGCAAGUACUGUGGCCCCCCUGGGAAUCUCCCCGAUUUCACUGUCAAGGUGGAGAAUGAGCACAGGGGUGCCAUCACAGCAUCCUGGACACGCCUGGUGGAGCUGGAUGUCUACGGGCAGCAUAUUGCUGCAGCAGCCAGAGAGCACGGCCAAGUGCAGGUGAAUGGAUCGCUGGUCAAUCUGCCCCUUGUCCUAGCAUCAGGUAAACUCUAUGCCUAUUACACCGGUUCAUCUGUUGUGGUCCAGACAGAAUUUGGCCUCUCUGUAUCCUAUGACUGGUCCCACUACGUGACUAUCACUAUACCUGAGACUUACUCUGGGCUGCUCUGUGGGCUUGGUGGAGACUUCAAUGGAAACCAAAGUGAUGAUUUCAGGAUGCCCAAUGGAUCUGUGGCUCCCAACCUUGUCUCUUUUGUGACUAGCUGGAAGGAUGUCAAUUCCCCUUUCCAUUGCACAGCUGUUGGUCCGCAAGCAGAAUGCAACAAAGGAACUAUACACAAGUACAGAGAUCAGAGCUACUGUGGGAUCCUCACAGACAUGGAAGGACCUUUCAAACAUUGUAGCAACCUUACUAGUGCUCCGAUGUCCCUGGAGAGCUGUGUACAUGAUCUCUGUGUCACCAAAGGGAGCCACAAAACGCUGUGCAAUACACUUCGGAGUUAUGCUGUGCAUUGCCAAAGUCACAGCAUCACCAUACUGCCAUGGAGACAGCUGGCUGGGUGUGAGUUAAUCUGCCCCCCCAACAGCCACUAUGAGCUCUGUGGACCUUCCUGCCCGGCCUCUUGUGCCCACCCAGCUGUGCCCUCCCGCUGCCGGACUGCAUGCCAAGAAGGGUGCCAGUGUGACCCUGGCUUUGUGCUGAGUGGCACUGACUGCGUGCCUCGGGAGCAGUGCGGCUGCACCCACAAUGGCAGAUAUCACCUGGCGGGGGAAAGCUUCUGGGAAGGAGAAAAUUGCCAGAGAUUGUGCAGGUGCAAUGGCUCCUCCCACGCUGUCCAGUGCUCCAGCGCUGCCUGUGCUCCCGGGGAAUCCUGUGGCACUCGCCGGGGGGUUUAUGGCUGCCACGAGAGAACCAACGGCAUCUGCUGGGCGUCUGGGCUGCCCCACUACACUACGUUUGACGGCAAGCGCUACGACUUCCAGGGCACCUGCAGAUAUGUCUUUGCUGAACUGUGUGCGGCAUCAAAGUCCUUGCCCUUCUUCAGAGUGGAAGUGAAGAAUGAAAACCUGCCCCAUGUCCCUGUGGCUGUGACGUCGGAGGUGUUUGUCCUUGUGAGCGGAGUUGAGAUCCACCUGCAGAGGGGUCAGCAUGGGACAGUCCAGGUUGAUGGGGUCACUGAGACCCUCCCAGUGAGUGUCAAAGCAGGAGAAAUCCUCAUUUAUCAGGCUGGGUUUCAUACGGUUGUGCAAGCUGACUCUGGAUUGAGUGUGAGCUACGACCUGGCCCACAGCCUCUUUGUCAGCCUGCCCCCAGAGUACCGAGGCCAGACCUGCGGCCUGUGUGGGAACUUCAAUGGGGCCGCUCAGGACGACUUUGUGACCCAUAACGGCUCCCUAGGGAAGGACGCCUUCCACUUUGCUGCAGACUGGAAGUCGGAGGCUGUCCCUGGCUGUGACGAUGGCUGCCGCGAUUCCUGCCCUGUGUGUGAAGAUGAGGAGAGUCUGGUGCAGUCCAAGUCCCAGUGCUGGGUGAUCCAGGAUCCUGACGGGCCGUUCUCCUCCUGCCACUCCCAGGUUGAGCCAGGCCCCUAUCUGUCUGAUUGCAUCUUUGACCUGUGUGUGUCAGGAGGGGCUGGCAGUGCCCUGUGCGAGUCCAUUCAGACAUACGCAGCCGCCUGCCAGAGAGCCAACAUCACCAUCUCCCCUUGGAGGAGCGAGGCUUUUUGUGCCCCUCAGUGCCCCACCCACAGUCACUAUGAGCUGUGUGAGACUCACUUUCAGGACCUGUGUGCUGGAUCCUGGCUGCAGAAGUAUCACAGGCUCACAUGCUCUGAAGGUUGUUUCUGCAAUGAUGGGUACCUGCGGAGUGGGGAGCAGUGUGUCCCGCCAGAGCAAUGUGGCUGUGAGCACGACGGACACUACUAUGGGAUUGGAGACCAUGUCUGGUUCUCUGGUUGUACCCAGAGAUGUAGCUGCAACUCCCGAGACCAUUUCCGGUGUUUCCGAGCUCAGUGCUACCCAGGCCAGCAGUGUGCUGUGAAGAACGGCAAGCGAGCCUGCCAGAGUCUCUUGACCACUUGUGUGGUAACAGGGGACCCUCACUACUUUACAUUUGAUGGGACUGUGGCUCAUUUCCAAGGCAUAUGUGACUACGAAAUCUCCCGCACCUGCAACUCCUCCUUGGACUUGUCUUUUCGUGUGGUGGCAGCAAACAGGCAUUUCCGCAAUCCCCGAGUGUCUUUUGUUUACCGAGUGGAAAUUUGGCUUAGCACUGGCAAUUUUAAUUCUCACAUUGUCCUAGAGAGAGGCAAAGCUGUCCAUGUUAAUGGGCUGCGGACUCGCUUACCAGCACAUCUGGGAUCUGUUGCUAAGGUCCUGAGACUGAAGAACAUGCUAACAGUGAGAGCACAGGCCAAUGUGGAGAUUCAAUUUAAUGGUGCCAGUAGUUUGUUUGUCCGUGUGGGCCCGGAGUAUCAGAAGCAGCUAUGCGGGAUGUGUGGGAAUUUCAAUGGCAAUCCCAUGGAUGAUAAGGUCCUGCCCAGCGGGGAGAGAGCCCAGAAUGACACACAGUUUGGGAACAAGUGGAUUUCCGACACCAGCCCUCCUGGGUGUACUAACGAUACCAGCAACCUCGUGCCUUGUCCAAAAUUACACAUAUACCAGCAACUGUGUGGAGUCCUAGUGAACCACACGGGACCUUUCUCUGAGUGUCACUGGCACGAGAGCCCAGAUCCUUACUACGAGUCCUGUAUCUAUGACCUUUGUCAGUAUGGCCUGGGCAAUCGCAUGCUGUGCACAGCAAUCGAGUCGUACGAUGAAAUGUGCACCAUUGUCGGUGUGAAACUGGUGAACUGGAGACCGAUGAUGGGAUGCAGUUUCACCUGCCCAGCCAAGAAUUACUUUGACUUCUGUGGCCCUGCCUGCCCUGCCACUUGUGCCAACCUCAGUGCUCCCCUGCUCUGCACAAAGCCCUGUGUGGCAGGAUGCUUCUGCCGGGAAGGGUAUGUUCUGGAUGAGGAACGCUGCGUGCCUGUGAGUCAGUGCGGCUGCACGCUGGAGGGGCGGUAUCACCAGCUGGGAGAGGAGGUGAUCUUGACAGACACCUGCAGCAGGAAAUGCAGCUGCCGCCAGCCAGCCCAGCCCAUGCAGUGCCAGGAUCAUGCCUGCGGGGCUCUGGAGACGUGCAGAGUUGUGGAUGGCGUCCGAGGCUGCUACCCUGUGACGUUUGGCACCUGCAGGGUGUUUGGCCACAUCCACUACACCACGUUCGACGGAGUCAUGUUUGAUUACCAAGGAGCCUGCAAAUACACCCUGAGCAAGUUCUGUGGGCCCCCCGGGAGCCUCCCGGACUUCACCGUCAGAGCAGAGAAUGAGCACAGGGGAUCCAUCGCGGUGUCCCGGACGCGCCUGGUGGAGCUGGAUGUCUACGGGGAGCGUGUCACUAUAGCCACGGGACAGUAUGGCCAGGUGCAGGUGAAUGGAUCCCUGGUCAAUCUGCCUCUGGUCCUCGCAUCAGGUAAACUCUAUGCCUAUUUCAGUGGCUCGGCCGCUGUGCUCCAGACAGAUUUUGGCCUCUCCGUAUCCUAUGACUGGUCCCACUCCGUGUCGGUUUCUGUUUCUGAGAUCUACUUUGGGUCACUGUGUGGACUUGGUGGGGAUUUCAACAGAAACCGAAGUGAUGAUUUCCAGACCCCACACGGCUCUCUGGUUGCUGAUGCUGUCACCUUUGGCAACAGCUGGCGGGAUGCCGAUUCCCCUUUUCACUGCACGGCCGUCGGGCUCCCAACCUCGUGUGACCAGGUCGAACUCGCCCAGUACAGAUCGCAGAGCUACUGCGGGAUCAUCACAGACCCUGCUGGGCCUUUUCAAGGGUGUGACACGCCGGCUGAUGCUCAGGCCCACUUGGAGAGCUGCGUGCGGGAUGUGUGUGCCACUCGGGGCAGCCGCCAGACCCUGUGCCAAGUGCUCCGCAGUUAUGCCCAGCAGUGCCAAAGUGGUAGCAUUGCCGUUAAGCCUUGGAGACAGCGGGCUGCGUGUGAGUUAAUCUGCCCCCCCAACAGCCACUAUGAGCUCUGUGGACCUUCCUGCCCGGCCUCUUGUGCCCACCCAGCUGUGCCCUCCCGCUGCCGGACUGCAUGCCAAGAAGGGUGCCAGUGUGACCCUGGCUUUGUGCUGAGUGGCACUGACUGCGUGCCUCGGGAGCAGUGCGGCUGCACCCACAAUGGCAGAUAUCACCUGGCGGGGGAAAGCUUCUGGGAAGGAGAAAAUUGCCAGAGAUUGUGCAGGUGCAAUGGCUCCUCCCACGCUGUCCAGUGCUCCAGCGCUGCCUGUGCUCCCGGGGAAUCCUGUGGCACUCGCCGGGGGGUUUAUGGAUGCCACGAGAGAACCAACGGCAUCUGCUGGGCGUCUGGGCUGCCCCACUACACUACGUUUGACGGCAAGCGCUACGACUUCCAGGGCACCUGCAGAUAUGUCUUUGCUGAACUGUGUGCGGCAUCAAAGUCCUUGCCCUUCUUCAGAGUGGAAGUGAAGAAUGAAAACCUGCCCCAUGUCCCUGUGGCUGUGACGUCGGAGGUGUUUGUCCUUGUGAGCAGAGUUGAGAUCCACCUGCAGAGGGGUCAGCACGGGACAGUCCAGGUUAACGGGGUGACUCUGAGUCUCCCAGUGCAUCUCCAGAGAAGCGGAAUCCUCGUUUAUCAGGCUGGGUUUCAUACGGUUGUGCAAGCCGACUCUGGGCUGAACGUGAGCUACGAUCUGGCCCACAGCCUCUUUGUCAGCCUGCCCCCAGAGUACCGAGGCCAGACCUGCGGCCUGUGUGGGAACUUCAAUGGGGCCGCUCAGGACGACUUUGUGACCCAUAACGGCUCCCUAGGGAAGGACGCCUUCCACUUUGCUGCGGACUGGAAGUCGGAGGCUGUCCCUGGCUGUGACGAUGGCUGCCGCGAUUCCUGCCCUGUGUGUGAAGAUGAGGAGAGUCUGGUGCAGUCCAAGUCCCAGUGCUGGGUGAUCCAGGAUCCUGACGGGCCGUUCUCCUCCUGCCACUCCCAGGUUGAGCCAGGCCCCUAUCUGUCUGAUUGCAUCUUUGACCUGUGUGUGUCAGGAGGGGCUGGCAGUGCCCUGUGCGAGUCCAUUCAGACAUACGCAGCCGCCUGCCAGAGAGCCAACAUCACCAUCUCCCCAUGGAGGAGCGAGGCUUUUUGUGAACCUGGGUGCCCAGAGAGCAGCCACUACGAGUUGUGUGAGCAUCCCUGCAGGAACUUGUGUGCCGGCUCCUGGCCUCAGCAUCUGUGCAGCUCCCUGUGCUCAGAAGGGUGUUUUUGCACUGACGGGUACUGGUGGAGCGGGGAACAGUGUGUCCCACCAGAGAACUGUGGCUGUGAGCAUGAAGGACACUACUACAGGGUUGGGGAUUUUCUCUGGCUCGCUGAUUGCACCCAAAGGUGCAGCUGUGACUCCUCUUCCGCUUUCCGGUGUGUCCCAGCCAGCUGCAGCCCCGGCCAGCGAUGUGCUGUGAAGGAUGGGAAGCUGGGCUGUCAGAGCCAGCUGACAACCUGCACGGUGACAGGGGACCCUCACUACUUCACUUUCGAUGGGGCUGUGGCACAUUUCCAGGGCACAUGCGCCUACGAGAUCUCCCACACCUGCAACUCCUCCCUCGACUUCUCCUUCCGCGUGGUGGCUGAGAACAGGCACCGCAGCAAUCGCCAGGUCUCCUUCGUGUCCCGGGUGGAUGUCUGGCUGAGAAGAAGGGAUCUCAAUGUUCACAUUGUCCUAGGGGACAGCAAGGCCGCCGAGGUGAGCCUGGAGCCUGGAUCACUGGGAUGGGUUCCCUAG
Messenger RNA from Pelodiscus sinensis (Chinese soft-shelled turtle), 7009 nucleotides. NCBI's taxonomy places the organism in Eukaryota, Metazoa, Chordata, Testudines, Trionychidae. The record is from RefSeq and is a predicted model, not a curated record.